Pelobates cultripes (western spadefoot toad) is the source of this 11602-nucleotide messenger RNA. NCBI's taxonomy places the organism in Eukaryota, Metazoa, Chordata, Amphibia, Anura, Pelobatidae. The record is from the annotation of a GenBank genome assembly.
CCAUAUUUUCUAGAGGAAACAAACUUUUAAUAUCAGGAACUCUCUAUGUUAAAAAGCAGACCGGCCUGUGGGGGACAAAACCAGCACUUUAUUACUGGGCGAACAUGACACUGCAAAAGUAUGUUUACCAUGCUGAGUAUCAGAUGGUUGUGUUAUAAAUAGGACACACGGCUUCCUUCACUUUGACAGAGAGAUUUGCUGUAGACCCUACAAUUUAUUUUAUACAACCCUUAUACUCCCCCGCCCCCCGUAAGAUGUCUAGGGAUACUUUCCCCUUCACUUCUGGAACUUUACGAUCUCUUGAAAGACAGAAAGAACAAUUGGAAUGUCAAGAUCGUCAAAGAGCCGUCAGCAGGGAGUAUCUUACCCGUAAAGUUCUGACUCCUAGCCGGGCAGUCCGUCCCUCGAUGUCUCGGAGACACCUGUACUGUAGAGAUGCUGCCAUUCACAAUGCCCUUUACACAGGAGAUAUUGAAAGGCUUAAGGGGAUAUUCAGGGAAGACGGAUCAGCAGAAGUCCUGGUAGAGACAGUAAGCGAGGAGCUACAAUGGUCUCCAGAUGUGGGUAAGAAGUGAAAUUGGGUUUGGCAUUCAAUGUUUGGUACUGAAACCCACAAGUCAGUCACUAUUGAGAAGUUUUCAUAAAACCCUGGCUUUAUUUUACUUAGUCCUCGGUUUUAUUAUCUUUCAAAUAAUUGAAUAUUUUUGGAUAAACUUUUUUCAGAAAUGGUUUCAAUAUAUAAAAAUAUAAAACGAAUCAUAUAUAGAUAAAUAUAUAUAUUUUAAAAAAAUCAAAAUAUGAAAUCAUUUAAAAAGUGUAUCCAAAAUGAUUAACUUGAGGCCUUAAUGAGAUUUAAAAUGGUACGAAUCUAUAUUUUAUAUAUUGUUUCUAUAUAUUUUUACUGUAUGCAGUUGAAACUCUAAUUCUGUUGACGUUUCCAAGAGAAAUAAAAAUUGUCAGUACUCCCUUUCGCAACUGCAUCCAGUUGGAUAUAAUGGUUUCAAACUGUUACACUUGGCUUGAGUUCCUCAACCAAAGCCUGAAUUUGCACAAGAUAAUUCAUGUUUAUUUAGUUGCUCGUUACUAAGUUGAACCCAGUUCAAACCUGGUGGGACCUAAUGAACUUGAUAAGGACACGCUUCUCAAUAAGACUUUUCUGGAGACAUUGGCAAACCAAGUCAUAGGGGCAUGAACUGUAAAACUGUUACAUACCUCUUCGGCUAAAACGUGAUAUUGUCAACUAAUGAUCCUGUCUGUUCCCGGAAUGUUUACUUUACUGAGAGAAGCCGGUCUACACCAGAGUUCUAAAUUGCAAGUCCUACACUAUUAGACAGGCAUAAAGGUUACUCGCUAUUUGCAAGCCUAGAGGGACCAUGAAACACCCAUCAGGGGGGAAUUUUUUACUUGCUAGGGCUGAAUUUUCACUUGCCAGUUGGCGAAUGGUAAUUCUGAGUCUUGGUUUACACUGUAAAUAUAGUAUUUUCAAAAUUAUUAGUAUUUAAAAAUUUACAACAAACCUAUUUGUUGAUGGUAAAUUAAAUGAGAAAUGAAUAGGUUAAAAAAAAUGCAUUAGACACACAGCUUGAGAAUAAUCCUCUUUGGCAGCUUGUCUGUGAAAUGCAUUGGAUGGGCUGUGGGAGCGUGACCUCAUACUUAAGGUCAGAGAGAUGAAGAUUGUCUGCUAAUGUAACUUGCAGAUGGAUCCAGAAUGUUCUGAAUCUUCAUUGACACGGAGCAGAACCGAACACUGCCUCUGGGCCUCUAUACUGCAUGAUAUCCAGUCAGUGGGCUGGUACAGAGGCGUAACUAGAAACCACAGGGCCCCGGUGCAAAAAUUGUCCUGGGCCCCCACACCCAUGCGUCUACCUCCCACCCCACAUGUCCCCGUCCCCAUACAUUGACCCCCCCACCCCAAACAUCCAUGCCCCCACACAUGCAGAAAAACAGAUACACACGCAUGUGGACACACAUACAUACAGACACACAUACAUACAUAUAUACACACACACACAGGCACGUACAUAGACACACAUACAUACAGACACACACACACCCAUAUAUACUGAUACAGACAUUCUCUAUCACACACACAAACUGUUAAAAAAAAAAUUGUGACUUACCUGUGGUCCAGUGGCUGCCUCAUGCUGAUGUGAGUCAGAGCUCCCACUCUGACUCCCUCCUCUCCUCGUGCGCGGUGCUCUGUUGGCUGGGAGGAAGUGACAGCUGACAUCUUCACUCGGGCCCGGUCGCGCCUUUUAAGCCCUGCAGCGCUGACCGCGCCCCAGGAAAUCCAUUGCCGUCAGGUGUCCCCAGAAGCAUGGACCACCUGAUGGGCUCCUUCAAAGCGGGAAAGGCGUUUUUUCUGCACAGUUGGGUCGCACCAAAAUGCUGGGGGGCACUCCCCCUGGAGUGAUGUGGCCAGUCACAGCUGCAACCGCGGUAGUUCCGCCAGUGGGCUGGUGAGAUAGGGGCAGAGUCCUCUCAAGGCUUACAUACUCCUGUUUCAUUUCUUGCAGAGUCAUCUGAGCUCUUCAUCUUUCCAUUGAAUUGGGUAAUAGCACCUAACUGAAAGAAUUGCAUUAAUCAGAUAAUUGCCAAUGUAUCCUUCCUGGUAGAACAUUUAGUUUUAGAAUUAUUAUUACUUAAAAUUAUGUGUUAUUUUAAUUUGUCUGUUUUUGGCUUAUUUUCAUAUUAUUGUCAAUAUUACUGAUUUUUUCGGGGGGGGGGGUUUCUCUUCCUGCUUGCAGUUUCAGCGAAUAUAUUGAUUUCACCUGUCAUCAGAAUUUUUUCUAUUAUAAGAACCCUUGCAGCAUGUGAUGAAAAGAAGUGGUGUUUUUUUUUUAAGUAUAUAUAAAAAUACCUGAAAAUCUUGCCCCUACUUUCCCUAGAUCCCUCUGCCAUAUUGAUACACCUUCGGUCGGACUGAGGUAGAAUCUGACCGUUAGGCUCCUGCUUCACUCCAUGCCCUGUGUGCUCUUCUAACCAAAGUUGUAGCAAGGUUAUUCCCUAUAUAGUGCAUUUUGUCUGAAUGGACAAAAUCUGGUGAACACGACUGAAUCCCGGCCACAUUGGCAAUUCAAAUACAUACUAAAGCCAAAUGGGGUCAGAAUUCGGUUGUUUUGUAACAUUGGGCCAGAUGAGUUCGAAAAAACCUACAGUAUCAGAAUUGCAGAUUUAUCAACGACAGCAUGGUGGCCAGUGAUAAGCCGCAUGCGUCCAACAGGUUUCCUGUUCACAAAUGAUCAUUUACUUGUUAUUUUCCAGUGAAAGAUAAUUUGAAGAACUGCUUGCCCACUGACAGCAAAUAGUGAAACACCCUCGGCAGCGCCAGGGUUAAUUAUGUGGUGGCUAGUCAGCGUUUGCUUGCCGGCCGCCACAUGGAAAAAGAUAAAACAAUAAAUAAAAAUCGUAUGGGGGCUUCAAUUUUUGGAUACUUUAUAUAUAUUUUGAAAAAAAAAUAUUUUAAAAGUUUAUCAAAAAUUAUUAAAUCAUUUAAAAUGUUUAGCCAAAUAUAUAAAUCGUGGACUGUGGGAAAGCAUUGUGAUUGGCUUUGAUCAACACUUCUGAUGAUCAACACUUCAUUAGAAGUGUUGAUCAAAGCCAAUCACAGUGCUUUCCCAUAGUCAGCCAAGCAGGCAGAUUAAGGACAGAGCCUGCAGCAGCAGACUGGAAUAAAAGUAAGAGUUUACUAUAUUUAGGGUGAUCAUGGGGGCUAGAUGGUGUUUUUAACACUAUAAGGUAAGGAAAAAUAUGCUCAUUUGGCUGUUUGAUGUGGGAAGAAGUGUUCUCAGUACUAUACUGGUAUUGAGAUGGUCUUAGGGACCUCCACAAAUGUAUUUAGCAUCUCACUUCCUCCAUACGGAAUAUUUUCUUUAAAGGGGGAGCAUUUGCGGGUGGGCCUCGUGCUAUGUGUGAACUUGUGUAUGUUUUUAUUUAUUAAUAUAUCUGUGAGAACUUAUUUAUUAUUAUAUAUUACAUUAUAUUAUUAUACUUAAUAUUAUAAUUAAACUAAUAUUUUUAGGAUUCCAAAAUAAUUCCACAUUAUAGCCAAAUCCUGGUGUGAGUAAUAGGAAUUCCUAGUAGUACUUACGGUUGCUGGCAAAAAUUUAUCCCUGAAUGUGAGAGUAACUGCAACUUAUACCUACAGGAGUCUGGACUCUGACCCCCAAAAAGUUUCACACUUCCCCCCUACGUAUCACUGCUGGACGAGGAUACGCAGAUUGUGUUCGCCUCCUAGUGAAUAGAGGAGCUGACCCUAACGCUAAAGCAGGAGGUCGGGGGGCACUACAUGACUCCUCUGAGAGUCACCAUGCUGAGUGUACGCGUCUUUUACUGACCCGGGGGGCUGAUCCCAAUCUUAUGGAUGAAGAUGGUCGAGCACCCCUCCAUCUCUGUACUACCCCGGAGACAUAUGAGUAGGUACUCAGUCAAAUGACUAUUAUCCUUGAAUAGUUUGUAGGAUGCUAUCUAAAUGUUGAGGUAGUAGGCAUAGUUGACAAUGGAUGGCAUUAUAGCAUUGGCAAAGCAAAAUCUAAGAAGUCGAAAGUUGGUUAGACUGGCACUGUUCCUAAAUUAACUCACUAGACUAAAAAUUGAGUGAUAUUAUAGAUGACUUGUUCUGUGUUCAAUAAUCGACAAUUCGUGGAGUCAUUUGAUUACUCCCUAUUCUAGAAAAUACAUUUGAAGGCCAGUUAUAUAAAAAUGAUAAAUAAAUGUGGGCUUUGUAUUGUAUGUAUACUUGGAUCUAACUCACCAUUUCCUGCAAAAUUUCAGAUGUGCAAAGUUACUACUGGAGUAUGGGGCCUACGUGAAUCUUCCUUGUCACUACACGCGAGUCACCCCACUGCAUAUAGCGUCUGCAAGAGGCCUAGAACAACAUGUUUCUCUCUAUCUGAGCCUUGAUGCUAAUCCUUCGGCCCUCAACAGGGAAGGUGAAACACCACUUAACGCCGCUUGUGCCGCCUCAGAUUCUCCACAGCACUUUGGUCGUUAUUACAGAGUGGCGGAAAUGCUUCUCAAAUCCGGUGGAAAUCCUGGUACCCCAGGAAAGAAAGGACACGGACCUUUACACAAUGCCAGUGCCAACUGUCAUUUUAGACUGGCACAAAUGCUGUUAGACCAUGGGGCAUCUGCGAAUGUGACCAACAGUGCUGGAUACAAUCCCCUGGACUGUGCCCUACAAGUAUGCACUGAUUAUCCAGAAUGCCAGCCCCACCAGCUAGUAAGAACUCUGCUUAACCAUGGAGCCAAUCCUCCAGGUGCCAAGGUUAGUAGAGACCUUGGUUUGACUUUGGUUUAACUGAUAAUGAUGUUCAACCCACAUAUCAGUGAACUUGUUAUCAAUAAGUUAAAGGAUAUUUAUUUGUGGCCAAAAAUUACCCAUAUCUACUAAUCGGGGCACAGAUAAUUGCAUGGCCAAAAGGAAACAUUUCCAAGUGUGUCUUCAAUAUAAUUUCAACAUCUUGGGCUAUUUGAGGGUCAUUUAUACACAGUUUGGUGAAUCUAAGACAGUAUGCCAUCAUAUUUUAUUGUAGACACCAUUGCAACCAUAUAACCACAAUACAGUUCUGCUUUCCACAUUAGAAGUAGCCUUUUGAAAAUGUAAACAGUACAUGGUGGUAGACAUGUGUGAAUUACUUACCUUGGCCAUUAAUGGCCGUAUAUUUUAUGUUUUCUGCACACAGCUAACAUUUUUAAAUUCUCUUCUCUGACCACUCAUAAAGAACACUGAAGCGAUAGGAAUGGAAAGCUGUACAUCCAAUGUUUUAGUGUCCCCGUCCCUAGUUAUAUAAACCAGCACCCCCAUUUGUCUCGUAACAAUAACAAAAUAUAGUUUUACUUACUGGUUUACAGCGCUGAGGCUCCCUCAGCGCUGCCCACCGCUCUUUCUCCUACGACAUCAUGGACUAGGCAUGGCCUUCCCUGGCAUGGUCCAAUACAAUGAACCUGACAGUGGCUUAUGGCAGUGUUUUAUCUUGAAGGGUUAAAUUGACAGGACCACUGCACCCAGGCCACAUCGGUGAGAUUAAGUAGCCUGGGUGAUUUUAGUAGUCCUUUAAAUAAAUAGUGGACAGGUGAAUAAUUCCUGUACUGAUCUCUUACUUGACAAUGGAAUGUUGAAAAUAUUGUUCUACACCACAUCUGAAACAGAAAGUUGGCUUGGUGGUACAGGAGGAGAUGUAGAGCAGACCGAGGCCUAGGACUUCCAUAUGAAACGUAGAGGGAAGAAGACAGUAGGAUGCAUUCCUUCUUUAGAAGAUGGUUUGUUAAAACAGAACUGUCACUUCUCUGGAAAUUAUACGAAUGAAUAAUCAUUGAAAAUAACCUAUAAAAUGUUAUAUAUAUAUAUAUUUUUUUGGAACAUCUCAAUCCAGUUCAGUGGAGGCACAGGUAUGGCACACAAUGCAAAUGAUGAGGUGAAUAUUUUUUUUCGUUUCAGUUUCUCCUCUUCCACUAACUAUGUUCAACUGCAGAAAAGGGCAAAAUGAAUAACAAUGAAGACAAGGUGUAGGCGUAAAGUUCCAAGACAGAUGUGUCUACAUUUACAUCUACAUUUACAGUGCUAUUUACUAAACAUAUUUUCUGGAAUAGCUCCCUUUUUAAGCUAGAAUAGAUGAUGGAGAGGCUUGCUAGUGUGGAUAGCGGAAAAUUGAAAAAAAGUAAUAGCUAGAGAAGGCAACAUGUGGGCAUUCAUCUUUGUAUGAAAUGAAUAUUUAAAUGACUUCAUACAAACCAUUGGAUGGAAAUCUAUUCAUAAACUGGACUAUACAUGUCACACAUUUAAACUGGAAGAAAGGAGAUUUAGUCUAAGGCAAAGAAAAGGGUCUUUUACAGUAAGAACAAAAAGGAUGUGGAAUUCUCUUCCUGAAGACGUGGUUUUAUCAGAGUCUGUACAGAUGUUUAAACAGCAACUGGAUUAAUACUUGCAAAAACAUAAUAUUCAUUACAUUUUAAUUUGUUAGUUAUAACUUCUUCUUGAACCAAGGAGAGCUCUGACUGCCAUUCUGGGGUCAGAAGAAUUUUAAUCCUAGUUUGUCACAAAAAAAAACCAACCCAGUUUGAAGCACUUUACGAUUUUGCAACAAACUAGGGGGAAAAAAUCCUUCUUGACCCCAGAAUGGCAGUCAGAUCUCUCCUUAGAUUUAAGAAGCUAUUUUCAAAUGAUUUAUUAUUUUGGAAAAACUUAUUAAAAUAUAUUUGAUAUACUGAUUUAUACAUAUAUAAAUCAGUAUAGCAAAAAAUAUCAAAAUAGAUAAGAUAGUUUUCAAAAUAUUAUUAUUUUAUUUGAACUGUUUAUCCAAAAAUAUUACAUCGAGACAUAUGUAAGAAAUGAAUAGUUGCAAUAAAAUUAAUUAAUAAAUGUGUCUGACGUGCGUAUAAAUAUUUUGUUUUAGAUGUGGAAGUUCUGUGCUGCCUGCCCUCUAGCUUUUGAGAUUCUCCUAAACUCCUAUGACCGGAUUCCUCUUGGAGAUGCAUGGGUGGAAGCUGUGCCUGCUGAAAUUUGGGAGGUAAUUUAUAGCACCUAUUUUGCUACUGCACUGAAUCCUACUAACCUUCACCUUAAAUGGUAUCUGUCAUGACAAAUACAACUUACUCUUAAAUGAUUGUGGCAGCCUACACACAGGGGACCUGAAUGGCACACCUUUACACUUAGGUCCCCUACAAGAGGUCCCCAGGAGAACAAUAGCUAUUUCACAAUACCUGGCGCCUAGGUGUAAGUACUUGAUUAGAUCAUUUUAUUAGCGGCCACAUACCUCAAUGCGGAAUAACAAUUUUAACAUACAAACUGGGUUACCGUGCACGUUUACACAAACCAUUGCCAUCCCCGGAUAGCUCUCCCGGUGCGUCUACUUUGCCCAAAAAGUGCUUGGUUUGCAGGUGCCUAGCCCUAGCAGUCCGGAUGUAAAGUUUGAACAGGCCGUGAGCAUCCUCUGAUCCAGCAUAGAGUUCCAGAGUGCUGGGUGGAAAGUCGCUCUCACUGCUCAAUUUGUUGCCAUUUAGGAGUUAAAUCACUUUGUUUUGUUUAUGCAGCCCUAGGCACACCUCGUUGCAUGUGACUUGCAUAGCCUUCCUAAACACUUCCUGUAAAGAGUAAUCUAAUGUUUACACUUCCUUUAUUGCAAAUUCUGUUUAAUUUAGAAUGUCUUAUCUCAUGCUCUAUUAAUAGCUAGAUCCUGCAGGAGUCUGCUGUAUGUCAUUAAAGUUCAAUUUAGAGAGAAGGAGAUAAAAACUUUUAAAGCUACUAUCUUACUGAAAAUGAAACGAUUGUUUUUUGCUUGCAGGCUGUGUCAUCAGGGCUGCGUAACAGAAACAAAAAUUAUUUAACUCCCCUGGUUGAAAAGGUGAUUUUACUUAACUUUCUCCAGCCCCAUGUGGAUCUUCUCGGGGCUGGCACCACCCCCCUGGCUGAGAUCAUCAAACUUGAUGACUUCAGCCAAUACCAUAGGAAAGCACUGGGAGAUUAUUGUCCAUGCACAGCAAAAAGAGGUGUCCCUAGGCAGUAAUGCUAUAGACAAUACAGACACCAGAAUAACUACAUAAAGAUGUAGUUGUUCUGGUGACUAAAGUGUCCCUUUAAGUCAACUUCUAUGCCCAGAAUUAUUCUCUCUCUCCUAUCCACUAAUGCCCUCUCAUAAUUUAUCAUCUGUUAAUUUUCUUCUUUCUUUGCAGGAGCAUCGUACGUUUUAUGAGUCUGUCUUGAACGCUUCAAAUCAACCGCGUCCUUUACAGCAUCUUGCACGCUGCACACUAAGAAAGCACUUUGCUGGACAGUGCCACAAGGCAUUCCCAGACCUCGGUUUACCCCCUGGCCUCACUGCUUACCUUCUACUGCAGCCUGAAGGCACCAUCCAUUAAAUAGAGAAAUAAUAUGCAUGUUACUAUCUAGACGAGUAUUACUUUGCAAUUAGAGUAUAUAUAUCACAUAGAACACUUGCAGCUAAUGAGUGAUCAUAUAUUUCAUGCCUGAGGCUCUUGGUUAUAACAUGUUUGUAGUCCCCAGUUCAAUAUGUAGUUCUCUAAAAGUUUUAGUCGGUGGAAAUAACGGUGAGAACUCAUUAAUUAUUUUUAUUAUUUCUCCUAUAUAAGAAAACUAAACAAAAAAAAGGGUGAGUCUCAGCUUUAAAAAAUGCAAUGUUUAAUAGAUAAGAAACAGAAAAGGCAAUGCCACAACAGAAAAGAAAGCGGAUUACUUUAACCACUGUAAAUGCACAUACAAAGAUGUCUAUUCAAUAAACUCUGAUCUGCAGAAAAUUAAAAUAUGUGUGGCAAAAAAAGGCUUACCAGGAAACAUGCUCAGCUAUAGUCACUGUAUUAGCUUUUGGGAUUUUAAACUGCUAUAAUUUGGAGUUUGGUGAAAAGAAAAAAAAACUCAUAUAUUGCACCAGGGAAAAAGCAACAAGUUAAAACACAGGGUGAUCACACAUGGAUCACACAGACUUUCUGGGGUUAUUUACUAAUCACCGCAAUUUUGAGAAAAAUACUAACUGAGCUAUUGUCCCAGCUUGACUAUGUUAGCCAAAAUGUUACAUUUCGGUUUUAAUGUCACAAUUUGGUGAACAGAUACCUAUGUGUUUUACUGGGCAUAAGGCAUGCACUUUAAUGGAUUCCGGGCAGACAGAAUGCACGCCAGAGCUGGUAUUUAUAUGCACAGAGCUGACGUGCUCAUUGGUGAUAUGAGUGUAGCAAAGAUCAUGCACCAAAAUCACAUAUAUCGAAUGUUAUUUAUGUUAUAGUUUGGGACACUAUAGGCACCCAGACCACUUCAGCUCAUUGAAAUGAUCUGGGUGCAUAUUCCCAGGUCCCUCAACCCUAAAGCCACUAGACGAAUUUCCGGGUCGUUAGGCAACUUUUGAUCGCCUAACUGACGCUGGACAUCCUCAUGCAAUGCAUGAGCACAUCCAGUGUCACCCGAAAGCCCAUAGGAAAGCAUCGUAUAAUGCUUUCCUAUGGUGCUGUCCUAAUGCGAGCACAGUCAUUGCCACACAUGCGCAUUUGAUCUUCCUCUGCCGGCUGACGUUGGAGGGGCAAAGGCGGACCCUGAGCAAGCGCACAGGGACAUUGGCGAUGGAACAAGGUAAGUGACAGAAGGGGUGUGUAACGGAACGCCUGGCACCCCGACCGGGUACCUUCCACUGACGGAUGCUCCUAGUGCUUUCCGAGGUCUCCAAGCACUCCACCAGACACCAUAACCACCGCAGACCCGACAAACCGCCGCAGCUUGGUUGGGGUCUCGUCGUCUCCUACCCACCCUGGACCCAAGACCAGGGUCCAGCUCCCAGUGGGUAGACUUCUCUUAAAUCCAGACAGCAGGAACAGGAACAAGCUCUUACCAGAGCUUAGUGAUUAUACCCUGGGGAGUAUAGUGAUUAUAGCAAUCCCCAGAGUGUAGGUAGUUCUCCAAUCCCCCAAACAUGAGCCGAAACUUCAUGAAGGUGCAAGAUGAUCUGUUUAAUGAGCACAAAGGCAUUCCUUUUAUACACAUUUCAGGCCAGAGGACCACCCCCUGGACCUAGUGGUAAACUGGUACAAAAGGGACACAAACCAAUGGGAACAAUAAUUAACACAGUAACACUCCCACAUACACAGUAAAAUCCCUCCCCUCUAUCCUGGAGAUAAUUGGCUUAAGUGGCUGUAGUAAACUCAAUUAUCUCCAGGUACAGAAAAUAUUCCUUAGUUAAAACUGUAACGAAAACACAUUAAAAUACAUAACUUAUGUUUCACAGAACUGAACCCCCACAUGUGACUAUAUCCCCAUAUAGCUUGGAUCUGAGUGCCCAAUAUAUCCGAACAGAGCUCAGAUCCCACGAACAUAGUCAAAUUGCCAUGGGUUAAACAAUAGCAAGGGCUGAUGGGAGAUUGAGGAGAGACAAAGCAGCCAGUUUCAACUGGUCUGGCAGUGUCCCUGGGACAACGCCUUGCUGGAGAACAAUAGGAGAGGAAAAAGGGGGAGUGGAAGAGGCACAUUUUCCCAUGGAAGUCACUUUUUAGCCUGUCUUUUUGCAGGGCCCAUAGUCUUGGGGCAAGAGGCUGGCAAGCAGUCCUCUCCAAAUCCUAGUGACAUAGGUGCUUUCGUCACAGGGUGUUUAACCCCUUCUGCACCAUGGGGGGUGGGGCAUGCUCUGGUAUGAAGAGCGUGAGGUGGAAUAAUCCCCAUAAUAAUAAUCCACAAUGAUACUAUGAUUUCUAUACUUGAUACUGCCUUUGUACCGUAUGUAUAUUCUAUUUUACCUUUUGCGCUGAUCACCUCCGAUAUUUUAUCUUACAUUCACAUAUGUCCUGUCUCUGAACAUGGGCUAGUACAGUGCAACAUUACACAUCAACUAGAAGUAUAUUCCAUUGAUUUCCACGAUGAUUCUUUAGAACGUUGACCCUCGAAUUGCUCUUUUUACCCAAACGCCCAACGUAGGGCUUUUAUUUAGCAAUACUUACAAUGGUUUAAAUUGAAUUGGAUCAUCUAAUUUGAACUGCCAAGAAAUUGACAAAUUUUGAACUGGCUUUUUCAUUUGUUAAAAUUUUUUGUCUUAAAACAGAUCUUCAUAAUAAAAAUGUAAACAGCAUAGCUGUGAUUAAUUUCUUAAAAAAUAAAUCUAUCAACUCUAAC